Messenger RNA from Sodiomyces alkalinus F11, 909 nucleotides. RefSeq lists its product as hypothetical. Bases 115 to 501 code for a protein of 128 amino acids. NCBI's taxonomy places the organism in Eukaryota, Fungi, Ascomycota, Sordariomycetes, Glomerellales, Plectosphaerellaceae. The transcript has 2 exons. The record is from RefSeq and is a predicted model, not a curated record.
ACUGGCCCCCGCAGACCUCUGUCGGAUUCCUUCAUCGUCCAAGUCCCCCGCGACUGGUCUCCCGCGAACAGUCCCGAGAACCCCGCGUGCAGCUCGUCGACGAAGCCUAGAGCCAUGUCGUGGACGGGUGUUCACGAGUGGCUUGACGGCCAAGGCCAGGGGGAAAUGGCCGACCCGCGUACCUUCCGUGAAGGGAUUCCCGGGUCGAAUACGGCCUCGGCCUUCGAGUCGGCGCCUUCUUCGUCCACAGACAGUCCCACGUCCGAGGCUACAGAUGCCACCAUGGGCCAGACAUCGGGCGGAGCAAAGGGAGGGCCACAGAGCCAGGAGCAAAAUCGUCCAAAGUCGGAGGACCAAGGGGCGUCAGGGUCCAAUAACACCUCUGGCGCCGGUAGACAGGGAACUGAUACCGGUGCGGGCGAACAAAGGCCACCGCCGAGAAGACGACCGAAAAAGAGACACCAACCUCUCACGGGUUGGUUCAACCUUUGGCUUGAGUGACCGCCCUCCCGAGGGUGGUCUCCAAGAUAAAGAAAGAACAUCUCACUGUCUAUGAGAAAAACAUCAAGUUACUAGAAGGACAGGGACAAACGAAUGGUCCGACGGGGUAUUACAGAAAAGAAAAAGGACGAGGAAAAGAGAAAGGACAUCAAAAGUAAUUGGGAAUCGGUAACUUCUUCUUUUUUUCCUUUUUUUCUUCUUUUUCUUUCACGACAGACUUGAUACCCGGCAUGACGAGAUGGACGACGAUUACACACUGCAUGAGCGUCGGCAUGGCUACUCGCUGGACCAGACCUCACCGCGGACUUCACCAAGAGAACCAACCCACAUGCAGAGGACGAUAGAUGUACGCAGAGAGACCUGAGCGGAAAAGCCCAUGGUACCUAUUUUAAUAUAUACAGUGGGAGC